AGGGGAGCUGCUUGAAUGGUGGAGCUGGCGCAUGCGCCGGGCGCGGGUCGAUACUUGGUGACGUCAGCCGCGGAGGGGUCUCAGUCAGCCGCUGUCGGCCACAGCGCGAACAUGUGGUUGCAAUGCUUGGCUGCGACGUUGCUCAUCGCCGCUGCCGCGUCCCGAGAGGUCUUCACCAACACGUUCCUCGUGCGCUUCAAGCGCUCCGUGCAGCACGACGAGGCGCACCAGCUGGCGCUGCGCCACGGCUUCGACAGCCUCGGACCGGUGCUGGGCUCUGACACAGAAUGGCACUUCGCGCACCGCGGCCUGCCGCACGCGCGCCCGCGCCGCUCCAUCGCACACACGCGCAUGCUCAAGCAACACCCACUUGUUCACACAGCAGUACAACAGACCGGUUUUAAAAGAGUAAAGAGGGGAUUUCGCCCCUUAAGGCUACCGGAACCUGCGCCAGUGCCCGCAGCCGAGCCCCGUGACCCCUAUUUCCCCCUACAAUGGUACUUGAAGAAUACUGGACAAAAUGGGGGGAAACCUAAACUGGAUUUGAACGUGGAAGCCGCCUGGGCUCAAGGGUAUACGGGGGUGAAUGUCACAACUGCUAUUAUGGAUGAUGGUGUCGACUACAUGCAUCCAGAUUUGAAGUACAAUUAUAACGCAGAGGCUUCGUAUGACUUCAGCAGCAACGAUCCGUUUCCCUAUCCUAGAUAUACGGACGACUGGUUUAACAGUCACGGUACACGAUGUGCAGGGGAGGUUGCAGCGGCGAGAGACAACGGGGUGUGUGGCGUCGGAGUAGCGUACCACUCUAAAGUUGCAGGUAUAAGGAUGUUGGACCAGCCCUACAUGACCGAUUUGAUCGAAGCGAACUCCAUGGGGCACGAGCCCCAUAAGAUACACAUCUACAGCGCUUCCUGGGGGCCUACGGAUGAUGGCAGGACCGUUGAUGGACCCCGUAACGCCACCAUGAGGGCUAUUGUACGAGGAGUGAAUGAGGGUCGUAACGGUCUGGGCAACAUCUACGUGUGGGCGAGCGGUGAUGGCGGCGAGGAUGAUGACUGCAACUGCGAUGGGUACGCAGCCUCCAUGUGGACCGUCUCUAUUAACAGUGCCAUAAACGAUGGUCAGAACGCGCACUACGAUGAAUCCUGCUCAUCAACGCUGGCUAGUACAUUCAGCAAUGGUGCCCGAGACCCCAGCACUGGGGUGGCCACUACCGACCUCUAUGGAAAGUGUACUGCAACUCACUCAGGAACUUCAGCUGCUGCGCCUGAGGCUGCCGGAGUUUUUGCGCUGGCUCUGCAUGCUAAUCCCAGUUUAACGUGGCGAGACAUCCAACACUUGACUGUUUUGACAUCAAAGCGGAAUUCUCUUUAUGAUGCCAAGGGCCGUUUCCAUUGGACUAUGAACGGCGUGGGACUAGAGUUCAACCAUCUCUUUGGGUUCGGUGUAUUGGAUGCGGGCGCCAUGACAGCAUUGGCUGCCAACUGGCGAUCCGUGCCACCACGAUACCAUUGCGAGGCUGGAUCUGUUAAUACACAUACUGAAAUCCCAUCAGAAGGUCUCCUGACCCUGAAGAUUGAUACAACAGCGUGUGCUGGUACUCCGAGCGAGGUCCGCUACCUGGAACACGUGCAGGCCGUGGUCAGCGCCAACGCCAGCAGGCGCGGAGACCUUGAACUCUUCCUCACUAGUCCUAUGGGCACCAGAUCAAUGAUCCUGAGCAGGCGCGCGAAUGAUGACGACUCCCGUGAUGGUUUCACCAAGUGGCCGUUCAUGACCACACACACUUGGGGAGAAUACCCUCAGGGCACCUGGAUCUUAGAGGCACGCUACAACGGUGGUCCAAACAGCAACCCAGGUGACUGGUCAGGGUUCUUCCGAGGCUGGUCUCUAGUGCUCCACGGUACUAGGGCACCCCCCUACGCCCAACUCCAGCCCCAGGAUCCCCACUCAAAGCUCGCCGUCGUCAAGAAGGCUCACGAAGACAACGCGAUCAACUAAUACAUAGGAACCACACCAGGUUUUCAUCACUAAUCAGGGUUCGCUAGUUGAAAUUUUAGUUUAGAAGAUAUUUUUUAAUAUUUGGUACAAAAAUUUUAGGAAAAUUUUAUAGAUGGAAACUUAAAAUCGCUGAAUAUGAUGCUUGUCAACGUAGUUUGAGUUCUAUAGUCUUUACUGUGAAGGUAUGUUUUUAUUUGAACGAAGGUCAUCUUGAAAUAUAUAGGGCUAUACAGCAGAAAUUCUUGUUGAGUGUUUUCUGGAAUCUGGUGGUAAACUGGUUGGAAUUGAUUGGUUUAAGACAUCUACUGCAGGGGCCUCAGCAAUUGUCAAUCACGCAGACAGGUAGAUUUCAGGUUUAAAGUGAUGAUUUUUUCGUGAACACCACAUUUUAGUGUAUCUCAUCAAAUGACUUAAAAUGCAUUUUAUGAACGCAAGCAACUGAUCAGUGAAGAAAACUUGGAUUUGAAAACAAUGUAGGCAUAACAUAUACUACAAAGCAUUACAGAAAAUUAGCUUUUUUAAUUACAAAAUCCUUCAAACAGAGGCAAGUUGCAUAACUACAAAAUUACAGAUCGAUUAAAUAUUUAAUGACUCUGUAAUAAAUGUUAUGUCUACAAAAUAAUCGAGCAUCUGUAAAAACUUAUGUAUUUUUGUACAUAGUUUUCACAGAAGCAAAAAAUAAUAUUUUGUUAAUUAAAUUAUUUAUAUUUCUGUAAUUUAUUUUUGUUAAACGGUAACUGAGUAAUUAUUUUAUCUAUUUAUGUUGCUUUAAAUUAUUUUAUUUUAUGUAUAAUAUUAUUUGUUAAAAAUAAAUUAAUUUAUGGAAUGUUACCGUUUAUAACUAUUUAUGGCAUAAAAAAAGAAAUGGCGAUUUUUUUAUUAUAUGUAUGAAAAGGGAAUUGAUAGGUUGGAUUAAUUCCUGAAUAAAAUUGUUCAAAAUAUUUUCAACUUCCUUCUUUAAAAAAAAAACAAUCUUUUUUAUUACUUUUUAAAACGAUUCUAGUCAUUUUGUUUUCCUAAUAAUAUUGUUAAAAAUUUUGUUAAAUCUGUGCUUAAAAUACUAUUAUAAUAUUUAAAAAGCUAGUUUUGUUAGAAAUAUGAAAUAUUUUUUCUUACAUUAAAGAUUGGAAUGACGUUAUUUUUAUAAUAAAAUUCGCAGUAGAAUGUAGAAUAUAUUUAUUUUCUAUGAAUUUUGUUCAUCUUCUUUAUAAAUCUAGAACUUACAUACAGACGGACAUAUCAGGUAAAACGUCGUAUUAAUCGCCCUACAUUUGACACAAAAUAUCAUCAUCUAAUAAUUAUGUUUUAUUUCAUAAAAUGUUAGAAGUUGAACAAGAUUUAUUAUAGAAUAGAUACAUUUUAUCCAGCAUUUAAAUUCACAUUAAUUAUUUUUAUUGUAGCCAAAUUAAUUUGUCAUAAAUAUUUUUGUAUUUUUUGUAGUUAAAGUAGCCAAUUUAUUUAAUUAAUCAUUUUUUAAAUUAAAUUAAUACGUUUGUAAUUUUUGAUUGAAUUCAAAUGGCCUUUAUUUAACCCAGCUAAAUGAAGUUCAUUUGAAUAUUUUUGGGUUAAAUAAUAAUACGUGUCGAAAGGCACGUAUGUUAUAGUAUUUACAAAGAAUAUAUUAGAAGAUUAUCGUUAUCAAAUAAGAUAUAAUAAAGCUAUUUAUAUAAAUAACAACAUGAUUAUACUUCCUUUGGGGCCCACAAACACUGAAAAGUAAAACAGCCUCUUUGCAUCUAUUUUCUUAAAGAAUAAAAUUUAUUAUUAAAAUAAAAGGUUUUAGCGUUUUCACUUCCAUAUUAACCAAGUAACUUUAUGUAUUUACAAUUAUGAGCAUAACCGUAGGAUUAAUACAAAAUCGUUAGGUAAUAAUGGUUAAGAAAUUAAAAAAAAACAUAUAAAGAAAAAUAUAUUAUGUACUACUAUUAUAGAAAAUAUAAUGUGAUUUGGUGUUGUAUUUGAAUUAAAUGAUGUUUUUGUAA
Molecule: messenger RNA, 3983 nt
Organism: Spodoptera frugiperda (fall armyworm)
Lineage: Eukaryota; Metazoa; Arthropoda; Insecta; Lepidoptera; Noctuidae
Gene: amon
Product: neuroendocrine convertase 2
Exons: 14
Coding region: 16-2001 (661 amino acids)
Biological process (GO): protein processing
Cellular component (GO): trans-Golgi network; Golgi membrane
Molecular function (GO): serine-type endopeptidase activity
Source: RefSeq, a predicted model, not a curated record